UGCAGGGGUAGGGUGUUGCCUGGUGUCUCCGCUGAACACCUCUCUAUACCCUCGUUACCCUACUAACAUAUCCUUGCUGAACUGAUAUCAUUAGUGUUCUGUGCAGUUUUGUGAGACGUCUUGUGUCAGUGAUAAGACAAAGAAAUAUUAUCCAGGAGCAAAUUACAGCAUGUUAAACGAGAUUUAUAAGUGAAAGAUUAAUUGGAAAUUGAUGAAGGGGUUUAAUUGAUGAUUGAGAGUAGUGGUUAGUGGAUAGAUUAGGUCUAUCCACUCCUGGGAAAACGCUUCUAACAUCUCAGGAGAGGCGUGUGGAGCAGUGUAGCGGAGGUGUGUAGAAGGCGCCCAUGCCCCCCUUGAAGGUGGUGAGCCAUGGUGGCCCACCUGAGUGUGGUACACACCACACCCCCACCUCCUCCCUCACACAUGUGUGAUCUCACAGCACCCGUAAGACCACGUGUGUGACUCAGGCCCUGCUAGGGGGACACAUGUGCAGUCAGGUGUUAGUAUGUUACAUAUAUGUGGGGAAAUAUCACCCAUUGGGAUAUGUGGAUUGGCACGACCUCCAGUCGCUAAUAUUUACAUUAGUUUACCCGAGAUCCGCCAUGUCUCGUGGCCUCCACAGGGACAGGAAGCCUGCGCCUUGUCUAAGCUCCCAACACAAGAUGUAACCAUCAUCAAGGCGUAAGAAAUACCUGUUAUUAUAAGUGUGAUUAAAUAUAUUCAAAUGAGUUAGCCCAGUGUAAAGAAAAUGAAUUAUCAACUGAAAAGGAACGCAUGAGAGAAAGUUGAAAAGAAAACGGAGUUAGGCUGAAGAGACGAGAGUCGAGGGGCAACUGAAGUAAAGUGAGACUCGAGGACCGGAGGAUGUGCGCCGUCGACCAAAUUAUUCCUCACCCUGUCACUAUUACACUACCACCUUCAGUGUUGGUGUUGGAGCAGGUGUGUUGGAGGAACCCUCUGAUGGCGUCUCUUCCGGCCCCUACCAGGUGCUUGCCUGGCGACGAGGACCUCGCCGAGGACGCCAGCGGGGCCUGUGUCCUCGCCCAGAGGCACCAACCGCAGGCCCGUCUUGCCUACGCCACCAGAGAAGGAGGCCUUGGUGAAGGAACUCGGCCAUGGGGAGGGGACGCCACGGAGACAGGUCAUGAGAGAGAGGACUGGCAGAUGGGAGAUGAAGGGCAAGGUGGAGGGGGUAUUGUGGAGGCUUCAGGUACAUUGGUAGUGAGUAGAGCUGACACCCCGCUGACCCCCGGGGCUGACAACCCGCUGACCUCCGGGGCUGACAACCUGCUGACCCCCGGGGCUGACAACCCGCUGACCCCCGGGGCUGAUAACCUGCUGACCCCCGGGGCUGACAACCCGCUGACCCCCGGGGCUGAUAACCUGCUGACCCCCGGGGCUGAUAACCCGCUGACCCCCGGGGCUGACAACCCGCUGACCCCCGGGGCUGACAACCCGUUGACCCCCGGGGCUGACAACCCGCUGACCCCCGGGGCUGACAACCCGCUGACCCCCGGGGCUGACAACCCGCUGACCCCCGGGGCUGACAACCCGCUGACCCCCGGGGCUGACAACCCGCUGACCCCCGGGGCUGACACCCCGCUGACCCCCGGGGCUGACAACCUGCUGACCCUCGGGGCUGACAACCUGCUGACCCCCGGGGCUGACCACCGUCCAGGUGCUGGGGCUUGCGGACCUGCUGUGGAGACCUUGCGGGAAGAAGGGCCACAAGACGAGAGCUCUCCCAGCAGUACCCACAGGCACACACACCACCACCACCUGACGACUGUUGACGUCCCAAGCAUAUAUUGCCUCCAUACACAACACGACAGAUCUCAAAAGCCAAAACAAAGUGGUGCUGCCUUAGAGUUAUCACUUAUUUCGUACAGUGGCAUUUUCCCAGGCGAAGUGACCCAGGUGGCAGACUACACGUCUGGUUCCUGUGGGGACAAUGAGCUGACGCACCACGACUCUCUCUCCGCUACUUGCACACCCAACACUAGCACACAGCAGGAUUGUAACAAUAAUCUCCAAAAAUCUAAGGACUCGCUUCAUUCUGAAGAGCCUCUUCUAGACCUUGCAGUAGUUAAUGAAACUGUACACGCGUCCGAGCUGCCUACCGAGAGGCAAGACAUGGUCUUGGACCACACACUGUGGAGAUCAGCGAGGCACAAGUGGCUUCAGCGACGCCACGUGCUGACAAAGGCUGUAGCUGAAACAUUCUCACAGAUCAAAUCGUUUUAUAAAGGGUAUAAAUAUACAAGGAGGAGAGGUAAAAUUAAGUGGAGUAACUCCCCCAUAUGUGGAGAGGACAUGAAGCGCAUGGGGGAAGCUAGGAUAGUGCAGUGUAAUAAUGAACAGGAAGUGUCAGACAGGCAAGCCAGGGACGGUGGCAUGAGGAGCGGGAAGCAGCGAGGAGACCAAAGCCCAGCCAGUAAGGGAACCCACUGGUGGCAGACCAGAGGCAGGAACAAUGAGAACGUUCGUGACAACGGAGGAGGUAGAGGUCAGCAUAGUGACACCGUCCGCAAGUCUGGCACUCACACUUCUACCAUCAGCAGCUUCCAGAGAAGUAUUGAUAUGGAGGCCAACGGCCGGAGGAAAAAAACAAAAACUCUGAUGCACAGUAUGCGACGAAGUGUGAGCAUCGAGCACGACAGGAGCGAUGACGUAUACCUCAAGACGAUCAAGUAUAGAGACAAGUCUCAGGACCGGAGAGCCAUGAUGUAUGUCUCCAGCAGCAGCGAGGACCCACCUACAGGUUUACAGACAACUCUGAGAGCCAGACCCCAGAAGCCUUGGGAGAGGAAGAGGCCAAGCCCAACGAGACGGGCUGAGUCAGCCUCCAGACGAGCGGCCAACGACCAGAGCAGAGCCCGACGGCGACAGGCUAAGAAGACAGAGCAGUCGUCCAGCAGUCCGUCGUCGAGCUCGUCUCGCUCUGGGUCGGUCGGCAGGAGCAAGGCUGUACAGGGACCUAGACCAGCAUCACCUGCUACAGCUAAGAACACAUGCCAGGUAUCAACAGAUAUGGUCCAUGUUGACGAGUCCAUACCACUGGAAGGUAACAGUAAAGAUAACACCAAAGAGUUUUUGGAAAGGCUAGAUAGCGUCCUCUCUGAUUUAGUUGAAAAUGAAAAGAAGAAAAUCAGUAAAUAUGGUCAUUCAAGCGUUAAGAGCGAUGAAGCAGAAAGUGGGCUGGUAACUCUCCAGCCACGAAAGAAGCGCCACAAGAAGAGAGAUGAGAGUAAAGAGAGAGUCAAAAAGGUGUCAGACAAUAACGACGUCACCAGUCCAUCUCUACAGCAGCUGCGAGAAACACUGAAGGCCGUCAGAGUGAGGAAGCGAGCUCCGGCCUCCGCUGACUUGCUGGACAAACAUUCACAAAGGUUUACGGAGCGUCAGCCACACAACCCACGCAUCCUCAAGUCUGAGCACGCCUCUCAGCUCGUUAACCAGAGGUGCUACCAACCACCCAGACGGAGGCCACCACGCCCUCGCCCACACCCCACCGAUUUCCCUUCGGAUUUUUACUCUUCCGACGAAGACCAUCAGGAACAAAGGCGUCGGGGCUCUACAGAACCAACGUCCGUAGAGGAGACCGAACCUGAAGCACCGGAUGAAGUCCAGUGCAAGAAUGGGGACGUAGAGGAUGAUGAUACCUGCUACGGUAGCGACUACCAGGCCUCCCAGGCGCAACACCCCCGCCCCUCUGCGCACGACCACACGCCACAACGCCCGCUCGACUCCGGCGACUUCAGCGUGGACAGUGCCUACACUGGCAGCCGUGGCGCUACUCCUGAGAGCAUUCUUAACCCCGGGGUUAAACCCCGGCGUCAGGGCAGCAACCUCACCUCACCGCUCGUGACCGCCAAGCCCCGCCAGCCUCGGUCAGCUCGCCGCCUGCCACCAGUGGAGCCGCUACAGCAACUCAAGCGGACCAUUUUGAAAGAAAUCCGGGAGUCUAAAUUAUACAGUGACGAGAGCAUCAACUCCCUGCUGGAACAGUACCGCCGCAAAUGCAGUCACUUUAGUCCAGCCGACCUGGACAUAAUAACCCGAAGUGUCCAGGACGACCUGGGGGUCAAGCCUCGACCAGCACAGUUCCUCUACCAGAUACUGGUCGGUGGCGACGACGACCACACGCAGCCGGUCGCCGCCGACAAGAGCCUGGGCGACGCCGAGGACACGUCACUCCUGACCUUAAAAUCAACCGGGAAGAUAUACGGCUACGGGCGGCGGCGGCGACGGGAGACAGGCGUCCCAGGACGCCCUCACAGCUCCACUUCCCGCUACACCCAACACAUGACCAACAAGACUAUUACUACCCACCGUCCGCGCAGGAGUCAGGAAGAAACGGAGGACGAGGCGUGGGCGCGGGCGGCAGUGGGCGUGGUGGCCCCGGAACUAGUGACGCAGGCCAGGGAGGAGGCACAGCAGAGGCAAGACGCAGACCCUGAGACUGACUGGUCGCACUACGUCGCACAACUUUGUCAACAAUUCGAGAUCAAAAUGUGAAUCAAAAUUCAUCUGGAAAGUUGUCCUUAUUGGGACUGUUGUUAAUAUUUAUGUAGCUUCGUAGCCCCUUAACCUCAGACCCCAGCCGUGAUAACUUCCAUUAGUCCUGCCCCCUGUACCCCCUACUCCUUAGACCUGCCCCCUGUACCCCCUACUCCUUAGACCUGCCCCCUGUACC
This is a messenger RNA of Procambarus clarkii (red swamp crayfish), 4696 nucleotides long. The record is from RefSeq and is a predicted model, not a curated record. NCBI's taxonomy places the organism in Eukaryota, Metazoa, Arthropoda, Malacostraca, Decapoda, Cambaridae.